Astrephomene gubernaculifera is the source of this 1015-nucleotide messenger RNA. Lineage: Eukaryota; Viridiplantae; Chlorophyta; Chlorophyceae; Chlamydomonadales; Astrephomenaceae. The record is from the annotation of a GenBank genome assembly.
CAGCACCUUUAGCAAGUACAUCCUCACGGGCUUGGCGCCCGACUGCAGCGUGGAUGGCACCUCGUACAGUGUGGAGCUCCACUUCCACGACAUGGCCAUCCAUCGGUUCCUGGGAUUCCCGGCUGGCAAGGCCAGCGCGAUCAAGAUCAGCAGCGACCGCAAGUACGCCAAGCUGGUCCUGACGCCCCUCCUGAGCCUCUCGGAUGGCACUCUCAUCAUCCGGGACGCCACCCUGCGCACGUGAGUCCAUGCGGGAAAAGGUGGCAGCUCUCAAAGCCUGCUGACAACCCCUGCUGUGCCCCUGCUAAAAACACGCAAUGCCCAGAGUGUGCACCUUAAGUCCUUGCCUAAUUCACACACCUAAACGGCGCAGCAUUCCAACAACCGCCCUCCCCGCCACCCCACCCACCCCACCCACGGCCAGUUACAACAACCACUCGUACAUCUACAUCCGUGAGUUCCAAAAGGUCGCGGAUGAAGAUGCGGGUGACGCCCAUGGCAGCCAGCACGCUGCCGCCUCGGAGGAGGCCGCCGCCAGCGACGGCUCCAUGGACUGCUCGGACAGCGGCCACCACAGUGGCGCCGUGGACCUGGCAAGCAGUGAGGAGCAGCAGCACACGGCGAGCGGGGACGAGGGUAGUGAUGGCGUUGGGGGGGACACGGACGAGGAUGUGUCCGAUGUAGAUGACGAGGAGGACGAGAGGGCCAGCAGCAGCAGCAUGGCGGCGUCGGAAGAUCCCGUGGAGGACACGGACACUAGUGAGGGAAGCAGUGAUGAGGAUGGGGAUGCAGAUGGAAGUGGCUCUGCCUCGGAGGGCGGCGAGGAGGACACUGACGAUGACAGCACCUAAAUGCAUGCACACAACAUCCUAGGGCCCGCCUGAGCGGCUGAUGGAAUGGGUGUUGGGCACAUGCAACUAGGCGGGGGUGGUGCUGCGGGUACCGGGCAACUGACAGCUAGGACAAAGGGGGGAAGGGCCCGAACCUGUACCUGUACUGGGAGGGUGGAUCACAC